UGAAAAUAAAAUAAAAGAAAAAACUUGGAAGUUUCUUUUUUGACUUCGUGAAACUCUCCUUUGCUAAGAAACCAAACCCAAAUUAUUCUAAUUAUUAAAUAUUAUUUUUUAUUUAUUUAUUCUCUCUCUAUUUUCGAGCCUUAGAUUUUCAUUUUGUGAUUCUAAAGCUUUCUCUUUUAUUAUCUACGUAAGGGUGUUUGAGUAUUUCCUUUUACGUUUGGAUCUGUGUAUUUUCCGGGAAGAAGGUCCUAACUUUCCUCGAAAAUAUAGUUAAUUUUCCUUCAAAUCCUGUGAAAUCAACGCUCUUGUGGGUUCAACAUGGGGCAACAACAAUCCAAGGACGAGCUGCUCUACCAGCAGGUCAGUUAUGGCAACCCGGAGAACAUCAAAGCCCUUUGCAGAGAAGGUGCAGGCCUCGAGUGGAUUGACAGAGAGGGAAAGACCCCUUUGAUUGUCGCGUGUAUGAACCCGGAGCUUCAUAAUGUUGCAAAAACUUUGAUAGAACUCGGAGCAAAUGUCAAUGCGUAUCGGCCUGGUCGUCAUGCUGGGACUCCUUUACAUCAUGCAGCUAAAAGAGGCCUUGAAACUACUGUGAAAUUACUAUUUAGGCAUGGAGCAAAUGCAUUGGUAAUGAAUGAUGAUUGUCAAACUCCUCUAGAGGUUGCUAGGGCAAAGGGGCACCGCAAUGUUGUCCGUGCUAUUGAGGAUCACAUUUGCUUAUUCUCUGGUUGGCUGCGGGAGUUUUACGGGCCAGGUUUUCUUGAAGUAUUGGCACCUCAAUUAGUCUCGAGAAAAGUUUGGGUUGUUGUUCUUCCAUGUGGUUCACGUAAUCCUACGAAGCCUUUCAAGUUAGAGCUUGCCAUAUACCCUAGUUUGCAGGAUGCCCAACCGCACACAGUUAUUGCAUUAUGGAAAGCCAAUUUGGAAGAACCAAAGCUACACCAGUCUGAUCCUUCGGUGAUAAUACAUGAUACCUCCACCAUCUCAAGAGGCAAGAGGCGGAGGCGAAGUGUUUACACCUCCCGAGAGGCUAGGUGUAGAUCUCGAACACAUGGGCAAACACGCAUUAAGCUUGCACCUGCGAGUGAAAGUGACAAGCAACAACUUCGGUGGUUUUGUGAUGCAUGCAAGGGAAUAACACAGGCAGUGCAUCCUGCAUUUUUGCGUAAUAAUCAGAAUCCAGUUGUUCCAGCCACUGCACCACUUGCUGCUGAAGAUUUAGAAAUGGCUAUGGCUAUCAGUGCCUCAAUUCAUUCUGCUCUUCCGGAAAGGCCACCUCUUCUUGAUGCCCACCCAAGCUCUGUAGCAAGUUCAUCCAUUAGUUGGAAUAACUCUGUGGAUACUAGCAGUCAUGGUGGUUUGGAUGUACCAAUAGCGCCUGCUCCAAAAAUAGCUACUUCUGAGUCGGCAGUGCAUGGAACUGGCCCUGAAGGCAAUUCAAGUCAGCAAACUUGGAACCACAACAGCGUUACUGCAACCCAAACAAAUCACACCCCAAGUUUGAUCCCAUCAGCUCCACCAAUUGGUGAUGAGAUUAUAGAAGAUGGUGUUAUUCACUACCCAUCAAUUGAUUCUACUCCUGUUGACAUCUCAUCUCAAACUAUCAAGGAUAUACGUACUAGAGCAGGUGAAAGGAAAGAGAAUGAAGGUGCAUCAUCAUGCGUGAUAUGUUUGGAUGCUGAAGUUGAGGGGGCAUGCAUUCCCUGUGGCCACAUGGCUGGAUGCAUGUCUUGUUUGAACGAGAUCAAAGCUAAGAAGUGGGGUUGCCCUGUUUGUCGUGCCAAGAUUGACCAGGUUAUAAAGCUGUUUGCAGUUUGACCAUUGAAAGCAGAAUGUGGAGAAUCUCUAAAUGGUCAGUGGGUUUUGGACAUCUUAAAGAAUUUCGUUUGUGUGUGUUUCUAUAAAUGACAGUCCUAAAUAUUUGGGACCCUCACCUGAGGGUUUCUGUAUAUAUUAUUGCCUCGCACUGUGGUGUCUGAAGUGACAGUUUUGAGGCUGUAAAACCUGUUUCCCUUCUAUGGGCCACUUUUUAAACAUUUUGGUAAGCUA
Messenger RNA from Alnus glutinosa, 2049 nucleotides. RefSeq names its product putative E3 ubiquitin-protein ligase XBAT35. Bases 319 to 1818 code for a protein of 499 amino acids. The transcript has 10 exons. Gene Ontology annotation, molecular function: protein binding. The record is from RefSeq and is a predicted model, not a curated record. NCBI's taxonomy places the organism in Eukaryota, Viridiplantae, Streptophyta, Magnoliopsida, Fagales, Betulaceae.